Molecule: messenger RNA, 2319 nt
Organism: Somion occarium
Lineage: Eukaryota; Fungi; Basidiomycota; Agaricomycetes; Polyporales; Cerrenaceae
Source: the annotation of a GenBank genome assembly
CGCAAUACAUCAUUUCCCUCUGCCAACAGAAAUUACUGAGCGUCGGCUUGGUGCUUGUGUGGCGACUCUCUCGAAGCGGAUCAACCUCUGUGUUUACUGAUUCAGAAGUACGACAAAUUCGGUUGCGUCCCCAUGGACCUUCCUCUUCCUCAAUUUGAUUCUGCAGAGUGGGACGAGGGUGACGAGGAACAAUAUGAAUUUGAAGAAGGCGACGAGGAAGACGGAGACUAUGGUGCUGAGGCCGAAGAGAUAGCCAAACGACUAGGUGACCAACUCUUGGCCGAUAUUGCGAAGGCUCAAAUGGAGGCAGCAAGAGCAGCAUCAGCAUCUUCCGCCACAGCCGCAGUACUGCAAAUAUCUCAGUCUGGAAUGUCUACCACACAUACAACUUCUAGGAAACAAAAGCAGGAGGCUGCUUUAAUGACUAUGCGAAGUAUUCUCUCUACGAUAGAAGAAGACCCGCAAGUGCGCGCAGUCUUCUCAGCUUCAUUCGUCUCCACAGUUCCCACCUCUUCAAACGUCCUGGCUGCGCUGAAACUUAGUAUCACGAACAAUUCCAUCCACAAGUCACUCGCCAAAUCACUCAGCCAAGCACUUGUCUCGCUAGCUCAAAAUGACACCUUAUUCGGUCGUUUAAAAGAUAAAACAACAAGUGAGGAAAUGUUAGAGAGAGGGAAGCGCAAGCGCGCGUUUGGCUUUGGAGCAGGCGAGGAAGAUGAUACUGCGAGGGCCAAACGAGUUCACGUCGGUGCGAAUGAGUAUCAGACUGAUCUAUUGGUCCAAAUUUCUAACGCCAUUCAUGUCGUCUCGUCCGCUUUUGGCUCCCUUCCACCGGCACCUUCGUCUACUCAGCAUGCCUCUCAUCAUCCAUCUACGCCUUUACGUGUUGCUGACCCAGCUUUCGUCUCCUCCAUACAUCACCAUUUACACCAGAUAUUCCUCUUUGCCGUCACGUCGAUCCCACGGGCUACUCCGGAUAAGGUGGCUUUGUUGCAGGACCUCGCUCGGUUGAUUCAGAUGUUAGGUAUCCUUACGGGCAUACCUAUCGGAUCGGUUACAACGCCAGGUACAGAGACCGAUAUUGGAACAGCCAUAUAUCCCUGUGUUGGCAUUCCAGUAUCACCCCCUUGUCUGAAGACAUUUAGCAAACUUUAUAGCCUUCGGAUGCACCAGGCUCGAUUUCAUCCUUCGCAAGUUCCUGCACCCGGAAUGCACGGUGGCCUUCUCGCAGACCGACCUUACCGAUGUCCAACUUGCCCAGCCUCUUUUAGUCGGAAUCACGACCUGAAGAGACAUGUCAAGCUACACGAGAAGAAGGCUUGGAAAUGUGGUGGUUGUGACAAAAUCUUCUCGAGACGAGACGCGAUCAAGCGACAUAAGGACCGAGCAGCUAAAGGGUUGGCAGGUGAUGGUGCUUACCACACUGAUGGUGGAGCCAGUAACUCUAGCUGUGCGUACGGUCAAGUAUUCGAAGUGGAAGUGGAUAAGGAAGAUGGGGAAGAGGAAGCGAGUAGACGAGCGAAACUUUGGAAUGGAAUCGCUGCUAGGGAAGGCGCGGGAAUGAGCGAAGGGGAGGGCGAGGAAGAGGGCGAAGUUUCUAUGGAGGCUAUCGUGCGGGCUCAACGGAUGGUCAUCGACGGUGUAUACGAACAUCUUAGAUCGCACGUUUCCAGUCUGGCUGGGACUUCACUUCCUGCUGCUCCGCCGUCUUCAACCAAUAUUCUUCAUCCGACCUUCUUCCAAUCGGCUUCUACACCUUCGGCUGCUCCGCCACCUCCAAUGGCCUCUUUACAAGGACCCACACCCGUACAAGAACCGCAGCUCGAAUCGACUACGGAUAAUUCUUCACUCACUCAGUGGCUUUCGGAAGAGCAGACUAGGCUUCUUGAGGAGGCUAUCGCUCAAGCGGCUGCGCAAGCUCAAGCACAGGCCGAGGCUGAAGCUGCGCUCGAAGAGCAGGAGGAAGACGAGCUGGAAGAUGAGGAUGUUGACGUGGAUAUGGACGGUGAAGAGAACCACGACGUAGGACUGUAAUAGAGACAAGCAUCUUCAUAUAUUGUAUCUUACUCCGUAGUUACACUACAUGCCUGGACACUGUCUGAUUCUAAUAUGGUUGUAACGGAUACAGCCUUUGCUUCCAUCACUGGAAAACUGGCAGAAACAUAUUUCUCAUACCAAUGCCAUCGAGCGGGCCAAGAACCGGACUGGCAGGUCUGCAAGUGUAGUCAUUCACUGUACAGUAUUACAACUGUUCGCCAUCUACUCCAUACAACAAAAAAUCCUCUCGUGAUUAUGAUUCGUAUACAAGCCAUUCUACGU